Molecule: messenger RNA, 768 nt
Organism: Maylandia zebra (zebra mbuna)
Lineage: Eukaryota; Metazoa; Chordata; Actinopteri; Cichliformes; Cichlidae
Source: RefSeq, a predicted model, not a curated record
UGUUCAAAACUGCGUCAGUGCGCUGAGAGGAGUGGCUGUGAGUCCCGUUAUUUUCGAGAGAUACUGUAUUCACAAUCUUGGGAGAUUUCUGCAGACAUGGAGCUUCUAUCACUUCUCUUUAUGAGCUCCUGCUUCCUGACUUUGUCCGGACUGACGUUUGGUGAUCAAUCCGGGACAUCUGUGAUUGUGAGAGAAGGUGAUUAUGCCAUUUUACCCUGUUCCCUCGGCACCAGCAUUGAGUUUGUGCGGUUUGAGUGGACGAAGGAAGGAACUGAAAAGGAGGUGUAUAUACAUGAUACUGGGGUGGAUCGUAGUCCUGCCCUCCCAGGUCGAGUCUCACAUUUUCGAGAUGAUCUGGAGAACGGCAACGCCUCCAUAAGAAUAAAAAAUGCUCAACUGGAGGACGGAGGAAACUACACCUGUGACUUUCCAAGCAGAAGAAAAACAUUCAGGAUUGAGCUUGUUGUUGGAGCAGCAGAGCCAGAGAUCACAAUUUUUGUUCGACUAUAUGGCGGGGCACUGCUUCAGUGUGAUGUUAAGAAUGCUUACCCCAAACCUACAGUGGAGUGGCAGGACAGUAAGGAUCAAAUCAUUCCCUCUGAGAAGCCACAUGUCUCUGAACAAGGAGGUCACUUCUACAUCACCGUCAAUACUACUGUGGAAAAAAGUGGCCGCUAUCACUGUGUCGCCACACAGAAGGAAAUCAACCAUCAGGCACAAAAGGAAAUCAAUGUACAUUUGAAUGGUGAGUGGCAUUUUAAUCACUAA